GUUAUUGGAAUGGAACUGAAUAAAUUUGAUUCUUUUUCUCCAUCAUUAAUGUUAAAGAUCACAUUUUUAUUACUGAAUUUUGAGUUUUUUCAGUUAUUGGAGUGGAACUGAAUAAAUUUGAUAGACAACUUGUAAAAUUUUUUUAAAACAAUUUUAUGAAGUUAAUUAUGCUUUUAAGUUUUGGAAUAAAAUAAUUGUGUUUUGAAGUUGUUAUGUUGAAGUACUCUGCUUUGUGUGUUAUAAUCAUUAGAAUUGUCACUGUUUUGAGGUUAAUGAAGUAAAAUAUUAUUUGCUGAUUUUUUUUUUUUAGUUAUUGGGAUGGAAUUAAUAAAUUUGAUUAGUUUUCCACAUCAUUAAUGUUACAGAUCAAAUUUUUAUUGCUGAAUUUUGAGUUUUCAGUUUGGGAUGGAAGUCAAAUAAAAUUUAUUUGCUGAAUUGUUGGUUGUCAGUUUUUUUCUUCCUUUUUUAACAUCUUUUCGAAGUUAAUUAUGCUUAUAAGUUUUGAAAAAAACAUUGUGUUUUGAAGUUGUUAUGGUGAAAUACUCUGCUUUUGUGUGUUAAUCAUUAGAAUUCUCAUUGUUUUGAGGCUAAUCAAGUGAAUUUUAUUUGCUGAAUUGUUGGUUUUUAGUUAUUGGGACGGAAUUAAUAAAUUUGAUUUGUUUUCCCCAUCAUUAAUGUUAAAGAUCAAUUUUUUAUUACUGAAUUUUGAGUUUUUUUUCAGUUAUUGGAAUGGAACUGAAUAAAUUUGAUUCUUUUUCUCCAUCUUUAAUGUUAAAGAUCAAAAUUUUAUUACUGAAUUUUGAGUUUUCAGUUAUUGGGAUGGAAGUCGAAAAGACUUUUUGUUUUCUACGUGAUCUGAUUGUCCAAACCUCAUUUUUUAACUUGUAAGCAUUUUAAAUCAAUUGAUUUUAGAAUAAAUCCUAAAACAAAAUCAGUUAUCCAAAAUAGGCUUCAGUUUUAUUCAGAGUGAUAAUUGAAGAUUUUAGAAAUGGAGUAGUGAAAUCGGUUGUUGAGAAUGGGAAAUGAGGGUGAAGUGCCCUUUUUUUUUUUUUUUUUUUGUGUCGUGCGGCAUUUUCCCAUUCGAUAAAAUUACUAAAUAUAGAAAUUUAUUCUUUUUGGGACUGACUAAAAAGGAAAUAGUGCCACAUAAAUUGGGACUAAGGGAGUGUAAUUAAUCAUGUUGAGGAUAUAAACUCAUUGUUUAUGAAAAGCAAUUGAAAAGAGAGUCUCACUGGAUGAUGUAAACUCUGUUAAUGGACUUCAGACACAACUUGUCCCCAAGAGUGCAUCAUGCAUGUUUUCUGUUUGUUCUUUUGAAAUCUAUAUGUAUUAAUCAGUAUGUCGCUACUAAGUUAAUCAUUUGUUUGAGCAGUUGCUAAUUUUUCUUUCGGAGCUUAUAAACACUAAGUUUUCAGACUAAUUAGCUGCUGAAUUGGUAUUCUUCUAUACUAUUUUUAUCUUCAGAGGGAUAAAUUCUUUUUGUUUGAUGAAUUGAUGUCCUUUUGCUGCAGUGGUGUUGAUAAUAUAGAGAGAGCGAUUCAUUGAGGUGAUUGUCCAUCAUGGAUUGCAACUGCUUUGAUCCACAAUGGCCCGCUGAUGAGUUGUUAAUGAGAAAUCGGCUGUUUUUCCCUAUCGAUGGGUGCUCGUGCAAUUUGGUGCUUUCAUAAUUCUCUGUGGAGCAACACAUCUUAUCAACUUAUGGACAUCUACCACCCAUACGAGGACUGUGGCAAUAGUGAUGACUAUCGCUAAGGUCUUUACUGCUGCGGUAUCAUGUGCAACUGCUGCCAUGCUUGUGCACAUUAUUCCGGAUCUAUUAAGUGUCAAAACUAGGGAGCUCUUCUUGAAAAACAAAGCGGCGGAGCUUGAUCGUGAAAUGGGUCUUAUUCGGACACAGGAGGAGACAGGUAGAUAUGUUAGAAUGCUAACGCAUGAAAUUAGAAGUACUCUGGAUAGACAUACUAUUUUGAAGACUACACUUGUUGAACUUGGAAGAGCAUUGGGACUGGAAGAGUGUGCAUUGUGGAUGCCAACUCGAACUGGACUGGAGCUUCAACUUUCUUAUACUCUACAUCAUCAAAAUCCAGUUGGAUUUACAGUACCAACACAACUUCCUGUAAUUAAUCAAGUUUUCAGUACAAAUCGUGCUGUUAAAAUUUCACCAAAUUCUCCCGUUGCAAGGCUUCGACCUGCCGAGAAGUACAUGCCAGGUGAGGUGGUUGCUGUUAGGGUCCCACUUCUGCAUCUCUCAAAUUUUCAGAUUAACGAUUGGCCUGAACUUUCUACGAAGCGCUAUGCUUUGAUGGUUUUGAUGCUUCCUUCCGAUAGUGCAAGACAAUGGCAUGUCCAUGAAUUGGAGCUUGUUGAAGUGGUAGCUGAUCAGGUAGCUGUUGCUCUCUCACAUGCUGCCAUCUUGGAGGAAUCAAUGAGGGCUCGGGAUCUUCUUAUGGAGCAGAAUGUGGCUCUUGAUCUGGCAAGAAGAGAAGCAGAAAUGGCUGUUCGUGCGCGUAAUGAUUUCCUGUCUGUUAUGAAUCAUGAAAUGAGAACUCCCAUGCAUGCAAUAAUUGCACUUUCAUCUUUGCUGCAAGAAAGUGAGCUGACACUGGAGCAGCGUCUGAUGGUGGAAACAAUCCUUAAGAGCAGCAACCUUUUAGCAACCCUUAUCAAUGAUGUCUUGGAUCUUUCAAGGCUAGAGGAUGGAAGCCUUCAACUAGACGUUGGGACUUUCAAUCUUCAUGCUCUCUUCAGAGAGGUCCUUAACUUAAUCAAGCCUAUUGCAUAUGUGAAAAAGCUGUUUGUUACGCUUAGUUUAUCUUCAGAUUUGCCGGAAUUUGCUAUUGGAGAUGAGAAACGGCUUAUGCAAAUUCUUCUAAAUGUUGUUGGUAAUGCUGUAAAAUUCUCAAAAGAAGGCAGUGUGUCAAUUUCUGCUGUUGCUGCAAAACCAGAAUCUUUAAAAGAUCCUCCCAAGUUGUUUCCUGUGCAAAGUGAGAAUCACUUCUAUUUACGUGUGCAGGUAAAAGAUACAGGAUCAGGCAUUAGUCCUCAGGAUAUCCCCAAGCUGUUCUGUAAAUUUGCGGAAAACCAGACACUAGCAACUAAAAAUUCCGGUGGCACUGGGCUUGGCCUUGCAAUUUGUAAGAGGUUUGUUAAUCUUAUGGAAGGACAUAUUUGGAUUGAAAGUGAAGGUCUCGGCAAGGGGUCUACUGCUAUAUUUAUAGUUAAACUUGGCAUUCCUGGCCGCUCAAAUGAGUCUAAGCUUCCCUUUAUGCCCAGAUUGCCUGCAAAUCACAUGCCGAUGGCUUUUAAAGGACUAAAGGUCUUGGUUAUGGAUGAUAAUGGGUUUAGUAGGAUGGUAACCAAGAGUCUGCUAGUGCACCUAGGGUGCGAUGUAACAACUGUUGGUUCUGGUGAUGAGUGCUUGAGAGUUCUUAGUCAGGAACACAAAGUAAUAUUCAUGGACGUGAGGAUACCAGGUAUAGACUGUUAUGAAGUUGCUGUAAAGAUACAUGAGAAAUUUGGGAAACGUCACGACAGGCCACUGAUUGUGGCAGUAACGGGGAACACUGACCGAGUGACAAAAGACAACUGCCUGAGAGUUGGCAUGGAUGGAGUUAUUCUGAAACCUGUUUCAGUUGACAAAAUGAGAAGUGUUUUAUCCGAGCUUUUAGAGCAUGGAGUUGUUCGUCAAUCCCAGUGAAAGAGUAAAUGUUUGUCAAGACCUGAUACGCUCAAAUGCAAGAGUGUUGUUGUAAAUGCAUUUCUCGGCUUUUGGGCAAAAUGAAGAGUUGUUCACAAUGAUGGCGCAAUAUGCUAAUUGCAGGUUCAAAUAUAUUGUAGAAAUUAAAGUGGUUUCACGAUGAUGUAAUUGUCAAUAGAACUGUAUAAAGAAUUAGUUAGUUCUACAUCUGUGAAUAUGAAGGAGAAGGGGUUAGUGUUUCCUGGAAGGUUGGAGCAAGCAUGUUUAAUCCUCUCUUCUUUUUGGGGGUGCUAAAAUAAUUGAAAACAUUUGUAUAAAUGUAUAUGACAUGUAUGACCUUAGCCUGAAAAUUGGAGCAAAAGUUGAGUUUCGUUUUGCUCAUAAA
Messenger RNA from Lycium barbarum (goji berry), 4082 nucleotides. Its product is annotated as ethylene receptor. Lineage: Eukaryota; Viridiplantae; Streptophyta; Magnoliopsida; Solanales; Solanaceae. Gene Ontology annotation, biological process: response to ethylene; phosphorylation; phosphorelay signal transduction system. The transcript has 7 exons. Bases 1739 to 3697 code for a protein of 652 amino acids. Gene Ontology annotation, cellular component: endoplasmic reticulum membrane; endoplasmic reticulum. The record is from RefSeq and is a predicted model, not a curated record. Gene Ontology annotation, molecular function: ethylene receptor activity; ethylene binding; phosphorelay sensor kinase activity.